GGAUUUGUUUGUUCAUUUUCUGUUUUAAUUUUUAUUUAAUUUUGUACAACUCGUGUCUAGAUAGGUGUCCUUCUCCUGUAUUCAAAAUCAUAAAACUUGAGAAUAUAUGCGACUCUAAACUUUGGCUUUAGGAUAUUUAUAUCCACCAACGCUGUAAACUCCGCUUGUGGAUUACAGUGUACUUGAGACAUUGUUUAAUAUUUAGCAUUUUAGAAUGUUCUUCUUUUCGCGCCUUUAUCUCCAGAGCUGAAUUUUUAAAUAACAUGCUUACUUCUGUUUGUCCGUUUAAUUUGCGGGUCUGCCGUUUAAGUUCACACACGUAUUGUGUUAUUGCUACAUAGAUUAUUUUUAAUUAAAAUGUUGCAAGAUGCAAAAUCGAUCGCACAGCGAAAAAAAAGGGCAUGAGUUGAUGACCCACGGAUGCAGGAAGCGUUACAAUAAAUACAUCGUCAUCUGAACAUUUUGUUGACAGCCUGUGCCAAAUUGUGUUUCCAUAUAUAUAUAUAUAUUUUUUUUUUUAAGCUGUCGUCUGCUGGACUACGUAUAAAAAGUCUCUGGAUAUGGCGCAAGUUGCAAAGUAUGUCCUACCCUCUGUUUUGUUUUUCAUCACGCUGAGUUUGAUGACCUUGCAAAAAACGUCUUUGAUUGUUGUCCUACGUCUUGUACUGCAGCCUGACGUCUCUGUGGAGUCGGGCUACGCCCUGAUAUCAACAUUACUUGUUGCACCUUACCUGUUCUCACUCUUCCUGGUGCUGUGGAAUGUUCCCUUUCUGAGAAAGUCUCGCUCUGUUUCCUUGCCGUCUGGUAGAAAUGUCGUUUUGGGUGUGUUUGCCUCUAUUGUAGAGUCGUCAUGUAUUGUCUUGUUUACAUCACGUGUGGUGGCCAUACUUCCGGUGUUUGUUGCUCUGCCGGCCACCAGUGGGGUCUUGGUCAUAUCCUCCGUCAUCUCCGCCUUCAACAAAGGCAAGAGACGGAGCGGAAGUUUGAAUAUCACGGCAGAGGAGAUUCCUAAACCUGCGAAAGAGAAGUCUUUCCUCUGCAUGGGGGCUCGUAUCACCGCCUCCAUUACGUGCACUCUCGUGUCGCCUGCUGCCGGAUGCUUUCUCUACGUGAUGAAUCUCUCGGACAUCGUGACGUCACUCAGCCUGGCCGUCAUUCCCAUAAUGCUGGGUCUGGUGUGGAAUCCGGACUUUCAGUCGCACGUUCUGGAUCCCAGCGGCGCUGACCCGCUGUGCCACAGACGACUUCGCCUGUUGUAUGGAAUCGUCAAGAUCGUCGCCAUUGUGGUUUUUAUUUUGAUGGAAAUGUACUUCAGGACCGACGUCUCGCAGACCCACCACCUCUUGGAGAGAUACGCCUAUGGAUUUUCGGUCUUCAAGAGGCUGGAUGUUGUGUUUGCGCUUGUGGUUCACUUUUUGUCCUGCCUGAUUUGCUUCGGUUUCUCCUAUGUUUCUCUGGCCCUGUGCCAGCCGAUGUUCGGCGUAGUGAUUCCGUCCUUGUUUUCCAUGGUGUCCAGUCUGGUUCUGUGCUUGACACUGUCCGCGCAAGUAUACGGAAUCGACGAGACUGCGCACUUCGGCUCGUUCGCUUCUUUCCUGAUAUGCGCGUCGAUUUUAGCGUGGGCAUGGGCGUGGCCUUACAUCCUCAACGCUUCGAUAUUCCUCAGAAAACCCCAGUGCCUGCUUACCCCUUACAAAGCCCUGUUCAAAGGGUACGGGUGGAAUCCGAUAUUUUACGAUCAAAAAUUCCUUCUCGGAUACGACUCCAGCAGUUCAUCCGAGGCAGCUUCAUCAGAAGUCAAAGUGACGAACCGGAUCUACAUCUGCACUACCAUGUACAGAGAGGCGGACUACGAGAUGGGGAGAUUGUUAGAAAGUUUGAUGAAGAUUUCAUCAGACCCACUCUUGAAGGGCAUUCACUUUGAGAGCAACAUUUUCAUGGAUAACGGAUGUUCGGGGACAAAACUCAAUGAGUUCGCGCUUCAGUUUGUCGCCCUUCUUAUCACCAAAGGCGGCGUUCACCUCGAAAGGACUCGCUGCUGGGUGACGCCUUACGGCUUGCAAGUGUUCUGCCAACUUCCCAGCGGGCUCCCACUUUUCGUCCAUUUGAAAGAUCCUCAAAAAGUCAAGUCUAAAAAGCGCUGGAGCCAGGCCAUGUACAUAAACUACGUGAUGAGAUUUCGCAAAGCUCUUUGGAAGUACGACUCUGAGAACAAGCCGAUCUCUUCAAGAGAAUGCCAACUUCCUGAGAUUCGAAUUUCCAGCGCGUGCAAUGAAGCUGAUCUUAUCGGCUGUGUUUCCGGUAGCGACCAGCCUCUAUUCCGACGCAUUACAAACAUUGGAUUUCCGACACUGGCCGACUUUAAAACAACUGUAGAGAAUGAUCGCCAGUAUCCAUCCGCAGAGGAUUCAAGUCCACCGCACAGUGAAUUUGGUUCACAGUGUCAGGCAUCUUGUUCCAGUAAGGAGAGCUCUGACAUUGAUUCGCUCCCAGACGACAAGCUGAGGUAUUACCCAGGUGGCGCUUACAUCAACUCAGGCUACCAGUCACACUCAGAAGGAGGCAGCAACUGUUCCUCUUGUAACGGAGACAGUGGAGACAUUCAAAAAGUUCCACCAGCCACCCCAACACCGCCGGUCUCCGACCACAAUACUGUGCACUCCUACACUGACGUCAUCAGCGACAGCGACGCCUACGUGGACGACGACCACACGUUCAUCCUGGCCACAGACGCGGACAUGGACUUUAAAGCCGACGCCAUCAAGGAGCUACUGAACAUGUGCAUCACAGAUAAACGUAUCGGUGCCGCCUGCGGAAGGACACAUCCAAUCGGACAAAAAUGUAGUUCCAUCGUCUGGCAUCAAGUUUUUGAAUAUGCUAAAGAUUUCUGGAUGAUUAAAAACGCCCAAAAUAUCAUCGGUUCAGUCAGCUGCUGCCCAGGCUGCUUCAGUUUGUAUCGAGCUAACGCCAUCAGAGAUGUCAUGGACAAAUAUUCCAGCCCAACAAAAACACCUUUCACAGUCUAUGUCAAAGAUACAGGUGAAGAUCGCUGGAUGGCUACCUUAAUGAUGAUCAAUGGCUGGCACAUGCGUUAUUCUCCCUUUGCUGAUAACACCACAUACUGUCCAGAUACAUUUGAGGAAUACUACAAGCAGAGACGACGAUGGAUUCUCUCGGACAUGGCAAACGCCAUUUUAGUAGUUCAAAACCUAUUGCGACUGGUCCGGAACAAUGAGUGCUUCAGCCUGAUGUAUGUCAUCUACCUGGUCAACAUGUUCUUAAACAACGUCAUCACACCUGGGACGGCCAUUGUCAUGAUCACUGCAGGUCUGGAGCUGGUGUUCGAAAUCCCUUACGUCUACACAACUCUCCCCAUGGCCGUCAUCGUCUACAUGUACGCCUUCGUUUGCACGUGUACCAGCGCUCGGACACAGGGCCUGCUGACCAGCGUGCUCAUGGUGCUCAUGGGCAGCAUGUUCUCCUCGGUGGCCAUCUACGGCUCUUACAAGAUAACUGCAGGGAUGGCAGCAGAGAUCAAGGCCGGUCAUUUUCAUUUCCAGCAGCAUUACGUCAUACUCCUGCUGACCCUCAGUCUUGUCUACGCCGCCUUGAUGCACCCCAGAGAGAGUCACCAGAUCAUCUACGGGUUCGCCUACCUCUUCAUCUUCCCUGCCAUGCACGUCUUGUUGCCGAUAUACAGCAUCGCCAACAUUAUCGACCAGAGCUGGGGAACACGUGACUCGAAUGAGGCUAAGCUUCCAAAGAUUUCCUGUCUUCCCAGUUUUAAGAAAAUGAGAAAACGAAUGAAAAACUCCAAAUUAAAAGGUAUCACCUUAGGUUCUCAAAACUUAGAAAUGGACACACAAACUGAAAUUCAAACCAUCUUGUCCUCGUUGGCUCGAGACAUGUCACAAGGAGACGAAAAAGCCAGGGAGGAACACAAGUUCUGGGAGUCUCUCGUCGCCACCCACCUUGGCAUUGCUGUCAACCAAGGCCUGGAGAAAGCUGCGUUGGCAGAAGGCCUCGGCAGGUUAAGGAACCGUCUGCUCGCUGCUUUCCUCUUCUUGAACGCUGUCUGGUUGGCCUUCCUAUCUUACUUCUACAUGGGACUGGACUCUCCUUUGUCACGGCUGAACAUUUACGGAAUCAUUAGCGGAGCCCUGUAUGGAUUCACUUUAAUCAUUCAGAUUCUGGGAUUGACGGCCGGGAGAAUAGAGCAGGUUUUGAGAAAACUGGCUACUUAUGUUCAUGGAGAUGAUAUGCCAGUUUGGGUUAAAGAAAGAGAAGACAAGUCAAAAUAAGAGAGAGAGCGAGUAUGUGUUGGAAGAUGUUUCAAGUAUGGCUACAGAUACGGUACUGUUUGGAUGGUGUUAAAAUGCCCGGUUCAUGGUGCUUGAUGUUAAUGUGAAAAAUGUAAAAAUGAUUGUGCUAAAUGAUAUCAACCGUAACAUAAUAUAUAAAUAUAUUUAUUUCAAACACAGAAAAUAAAAAAUAUAUAUAUUUCAA
Biomphalaria glabrata is the source of this 4506-nucleotide messenger RNA. RefSeq lists its product as uncharacterized. The transcript is spliced from 14 exons. The coding region runs from base 561 to 4301 and encodes 1246 amino acids. The record is from RefSeq and is a predicted model, not a curated record. Gene Ontology annotation, molecular function: chitin synthase activity. Lineage: Eukaryota; Metazoa; Mollusca; Gastropoda; Planorbidae. Gene Ontology annotation, cellular component: cell periphery; cell septum.